Messenger RNA from Hansenula anomala, 2157 nucleotides. It is a transcript of the gene SPT21, whose product is annotated as Spt21p. The transcript is spliced from 2 exons. The record is from RefSeq and is a predicted model, not a curated record. Gene Ontology annotation, biological process: regulation of transcription by RNA polymerase II; silent mating-type cassette heterochromatin formation; rDNA heterochromatin formation. Bases 1 to 2157 code for a protein of 718 amino acids. Lineage: Eukaryota; Fungi; Ascomycota; Saccharomycetes; Phaffomycetales; Wickerhamomycetaceae. Gene Ontology annotation, molecular function: sequence-specific DNA binding; zinc ion binding.
AUGCGUGCUUUUCAUAUGCCCUCAUUGCCAGAAAUGCCAUAUGAGCAUGUAAACAACAACAAUGAUAUAGGUCAAGUCUCCAAAAUGAAACUCAAAGUUUUAUAUACCUUGGAUGAUAAUACUUUUCUAGCAAGAUCAAAUGAUCUAAACGAUGUGAAAACCGCCAAAAUCCCAAUCCCAGGCCAAUCUAGUAUGAUGACUUUAGGUGUUGUAUCUAUGAGAAAUGUUUUAUUGCCUAUAUUAUAUUCCAGUCCUGAGCUAUUUGGUGAUGCAUCAAUUGAUUAUUCUGUCUACGUUAAAGAUAUUUCUGAAGAAGAUGAACCUUUUGUUGGUCAUGGAUUGUUUACAAAAUUAAUUGUGCAAAAUUUAAAUCAAUUUGAUGAUGAGAUAUUGAUUCCUGGACGUGUUUGCUCAAAUUUUGCAGCCUUGUUAAGUAACAGAGGUGGUUCUAGUGAAACAUUAGAAGUCAAGUUAAGAUUAGCAAGAGUUAGAUCGAAUAGACAACAAAAUAGAGAUGCUAAUCCACAACCUCAACAACAACAACCGGAAGUUCAACAACACACACCUGUUCCAAAUCAACCAAUCCCUCAACAAGAUUUCAACAAAAGAUCACGUAAUGAUUCUGAUACUGAAGAUGAAGAUGGAGAAUUUAUACAACCAAAGAAAAUCCAACCUCAAAUUCAACAAAGACAAAGACUACCAUCUACUUCUUCAGCUGCAAACCCAAUAAGGAUUACAAAUUCAAACCCUGCACCAAAAGCUGUAAGAACUCAAUCAUUACCAGCUUUCAACAAUCCUUUGAGUCAAGUCAUUCUACCAAAUGGUGCCAUGCCAUCAAUAGGCCAAAGAUAUCCAAAAAACUCAAUUGCUCAAAGGAUAAGACAAGCUGAUAAUGCAAACUCUGGUAAGAUCACUUAUAAUUUCCACGUUGAAGGUAUUGAUGAAAAAAAUGCUCCAAUUGGUAUCACUACAGAAGUUUCUAAAAGAUUUGCUGAUGAUUUUAUCACUAAGAAACCAGAAAAGAAGAAGCAGGUUAAGAAAGCUGAACCAAUUAUUAAACCACCACAACAAUAUCAAUCUAAAAUGGCCCCAUUUACAUCUGCUCCAAAAGAUAAUAAAUUACCACAAAUGGCUCCAAUGUCAACAAAUAAUUCAGUUCCAAAGACAGCACCAACUUGUAUCAAUUGUAAAACAAAUGAAUCAAAAGCUUGGAGAUGGAAUGAAUCAGAUGAAGAAUUUAAAAGAGGUUUAUUCUGUAACAACUGUUAUAUUUAUUUGAUUGAUAAAGGUGUCAUGAGACCAAGUUAUUUAUUUAAGAAACGUUCAAAGGGUAAAAAGAAAACUUCUGCUCCAACUACAACUAAUUCAUCAUCUGCAGUUUCUACACCUUCUGGUUCCAAAAUGGUUGUUAAUCAAGCUAUACAUGAAAAAUCAAACAACUCUUCUGAUCCAAUUGAUGAGUUUAAUGAUAUCAUUAGCAGUGAUUUAGAUUUCCAUUUUGACCCAAUGACUGAUAUUGAUCCAUUACCACAACAUCAUCAACAUCAACAACAACAAAACUCACAAUCUGAAGAUAAAGAAAACAUCCCACCACCUUCAGCAAAUGAAGCCAUACCCAUCAAGAAAGCUUCAAGACAAACUUCAUUUGAAAAAAUGCUGGCAAAAUCUUUUAGUGGAGUCCCACCAAAUAUGGCAAAUACUCCUUGUGAAUGGAUGUCAGAAUUCUUUGAACCAACUCCAAGGGAUCAAGAUGAUAACACCCCCAAAGAUUUUGAAAAUAAUACUCCAAAGGAUUUAGCAACUUGUAAUACAUUACCUUGUGAAGAUGAUUCACCACAACCUCCAUCAGAUGACCAUACAAAACAACAGCAACAACAACAACAACCUGAACCACAACCUGAACAACUAGCUACAAAUACCACAACUGAUGAAUUCAAUGAGAAUAGAAAUAUGAAUAAAAUCAAAGCCACUACAAUGCCUUCAUCUCCAUUUGCUUUACAAAUAGGUGCUACCUCAUCUCCAAACAGCAUGCAUGACGGUUCAGAUUGGUUAAGUGAACAUACCAAACUGAGCUCUGUGGGGAAUGAAGCAAUUAUCACAAACAAAGCUUCAAAUAAUGAUGAACAAUUUACGAGUAAUGAAAAUUUAAAGGCUUGA